AUGGCUUCGAAUCUCUCCACACGAGCGGUCAGGUCCGCCUGUAUCGCGUCAAAGGCCGCUCCUCGCUCCCUGGUCACAUUAAUCCCUCGUCGCUCCUUCGCCACCAACCCCGAGACCGCGGAGCCCCCAACUACCCAGGCUGAACAACCCCGAUGGUCGUACACUCCUCCGCAGGCCAAGGCGCCAUUCAGUUUGCACAUGCACUCUGGACGUCCUGAAUUCCACAACAACUCGGACCCCGAAGUCCUUGACAAGUUCUACAUCCGUAUGCUGGGCAAUGGCGGCGAGAAUUAUCUCUCGGAGGAAACCAAGUGGUUGGCCGUGACCCACAAGAGUUUCGAUCAAGGACGCCGCGGAUUCAAUGAUCGAUUGGCUUUUCUCGGAAAACGCAUCGUUCAAUUGCAGGCAUCGCUUGCUCUUGCGCAGAACCCUACACCUGCUAGCAGCUCCGCAAAGGUGGACGAGUUUGGCCGUGAGCCUUUCUCCCACGCUGCGCUGGAUGGCCUGCGCAACCUUUCUCCCAGCACUAAGAGCUUCUUGACCGACCGGUCCAAGCUGGCCGAGCUGGCACAAAAAUACGAGAUGCAGAAGGUUGUCCGAUGGGAGCCUCGCAAGCCUAACAACCUGAUGGCAUCUGGACUGGAGCUGGUCCUGGCACACACCAUGUAUGCCAUUAUUGGAGCGAUUUCUUUGGAGAAGGGAGGACAUAUUGCCAACAAGGUGGCUCAGGAGCGGAUACUCGAGCCUUUGGGCAUUCGGUCGGUUUCAUAA
Messenger RNA from Penicillium malachiteum, 771 nucleotides. Its product is annotated as mitochondrial 54S ribosomal protein mL57. The record is from RefSeq and is a predicted model, not a curated record. NCBI's taxonomy places the organism in Eukaryota, Fungi, Ascomycota, Eurotiomycetes, Eurotiales, Aspergillaceae. Gene Ontology annotation, molecular function: structural constituent of ribosome; ribonuclease III activity. Bases 1 to 771 code for a protein of 256 amino acids. Gene Ontology annotation, cellular component: mitochondrial large ribosomal subunit. Gene Ontology annotation, biological process: mitochondrial translation; RNA processing. The transcript is spliced from 3 exons.